CCGAAAUAUUUGAGAUCUCGGCUUUUCUGAAGUUUGCUGUCAAAAAUUAAGAAACUUGUUAAAAACUGCAUUUUCUUGAUGGAGGAACGUUUCUGAGCGCUCAGCUUAGUAAAAUAUAAACUAAGUAAAAGAAACUCAUAUAAGCUGAACUUUUCUUAAAAACAAGCAAAAUACAUUAAGUUGUAUAAUAUUAAAACAUGGCCGAAUACUUGGCAUCUAUUUUUGGAACUGAAAAGGACAAGGUUAAUUGUUCGUUUUACUUCAAAAUAGGAGCAUGCCGGCAUGGAGAUAGAUGCUCUCGUAUCCAUAACAAACCAACUUUCUCCCAAACCGUGGUCCUACAAAACUUGUACGUAAAUCCACAGAACUCUGCAAAAUCUGCUGACGGCAGUCAUUUGGUUGCCAAUGUAUCUGACGAAGAAAUGCAAGAGCAUUAUGACAAUUUCUUCGAAGACGUAUUCGUUGAAUGCGAAGACAAAUACGGCGAGAUCGAAGAGCUGAAUGUUUGCGACAAUCUAGGUGAUCACCUUGUCGGCAAUGUAUAUAUAAAAUUCCGAAAUGAAGUGGAUGCAGAAAAGGCAGCCACUGAUCUCAACAAUCGUUGGUUUGGUGGACGACCGGUGUACUCUGAGUUAUCACCUGUUACCGACUUCCGAGAAGCCUGCUGUCGGCAAUACGAGAUGGGUGAAUGCACUCGAUCAGGUUUCUGCAACUUUAUGCACCUCAAACCGAUUUCAAGGGAACUUAGAAGAUAUCUGUAUUCACGACGUCGAGGACGAUCAUCUCGCUCGAAAUCACGCUCACCAAGAAGACGUCGCUCCAAGUCACGUGAGCGUCGUCGAUCUCGCAGCCGAGAUGUAAACAAUCGAGCCGAUGGACGGAAAGGUCGUUACUGAAACUUGAUUAUUGUUCUUUUAAUUUUUAACAACCUAACUGGCAAAAGGCUAAAAAUAAACUACCGAAUUAUACCAUGUAUCCCAUUUACAAAAUUCUCCAAGUUUUGCGUUUCAAAUAAAAUUAUACACAUAUUUUUUUCCAAUCGAAAA
Eupeodes corollae is the source of this 1046-nucleotide messenger RNA. Its product is annotated as splicing factor U2af 38 kDa subunit. The coding region runs from base 198 to 896 and encodes 232 amino acids. Gene Ontology annotation, biological process: mRNA splicing, via spliceosome. Gene Ontology annotation, cellular component: spliceosomal complex; U2AF complex. The transcript has 4 exons. Gene Ontology annotation, molecular function: metal ion binding; pre-mRNA 3'-splice site binding. NCBI's taxonomy places the organism in Eukaryota, Metazoa, Arthropoda, Insecta, Diptera, Syrphidae. The record is from RefSeq and is a predicted model, not a curated record.